CAACCCCUUUUGUUCUCUUUCAUUACCCUAUCACUUACUGCCCACUUUUCUGGACACAAAUAAUCAACCCAUUCUCGCUCUCUCCAUCUCUCCCAUGAACUCUCUCUAUCCAUUAAUGGCGAAACACGAAGAACAAGAUCCCGAUCUUAAACUCUAUAUCUUCCCCUCUACCUCCCAAGUUGCAGCUGCUUCUUCACACCUUGCUUUUGCCACUUGCUUUACUUCUAGUGCCACUCAACAUGAUCAUCAAAGAAUGGAUCUUCAUCAUCAUCAAAACCAGGGUGAAAAAGAAAUUGAUGGAUCAAGAACAGAUAUUGAUCAUCAAGAACAGCAACUAGAUGAGUAUCAAAUCAAAAAGCGAGAUAAUGGGUCAGCUGCAAAAUACUGGAUGUCUUCAAAGAUGAGAUUGAUGCAAAAGAUGAUGAAAGUUGGCGGUGGAAAUUCAGAUCAGGCGGCGGCGGCGGCGGCUGGUAGAAGAAGCAAUAAUAAUGAAGGAAGAUCGUGUUGUAGUUCAAAUGGUGUUAGGGUUUGCAGUGAUUGUAACACCACGACAACUCCUCUAUGGCGCAGUGGUCCUCAAGGCCCUAAGUCGCUAUGCAAUGCAUGUGGGAUCCGGCAGAGGAAGGCAAGGCGAGCGAUGGCGGAAGCUGCAAAUGGCGGUGGGCGUGGGGCAGUCGUGGUGGCGGCGGCGUCGGGGAAGGAGUUGUACAAGGAGAAGAAAUCACGUUUGAGUUGGCAUGGAGAUGAUGACGAUGGUGAGGAAGUGAAGAAGAAGAAGGGCAAUAAUAGGAAUAUGGGAGAGAAGUGUUUGGAGUCUCAAAGUGAAGGGAGGAACGACGGUGUUUUACGUUUGAGCAAAAAUGGUUCGGCUUUUGGGAGGGUGUUUCCAAGAGACGAGGAAGAAGCCGCCAUUCUUUUGAUGGAGCUUUCUUGUGGUCUUGUUCACACCUGUUGA
This is a messenger RNA of Cucurbita maxima (winter squash), 955 nucleotides long. RefSeq names its product putative GATA transcription factor 22. Gene Ontology annotation, molecular function: sequence-specific DNA binding; zinc ion binding. The coding region runs from base 95 to 955 and encodes 286 amino acids. Gene Ontology annotation, biological process: regulation of DNA-templated transcription. The transcript has 3 exons. The record is from RefSeq and is a predicted model, not a curated record. Lineage: Eukaryota; Viridiplantae; Streptophyta; Magnoliopsida; Cucurbitales; Cucurbitaceae.